Molecule: messenger RNA, 4172 nt
Organism: Gorilla gorilla gorilla (western lowland gorilla)
Lineage: Eukaryota; Metazoa; Chordata; Mammalia; Primates; Hominidae
Gene: NLRP11
Product: NLR family pyrin domain containing 11
Exons: 10
Coding region: 195-3296 (1033 amino acids)
Biological process (GO): regulation of inflammatory response
Cellular component (GO): cytoplasm
Molecular function (GO): oxidoreductase activity, acting on paired donors, with incorporation or reduction of molecular oxygen, reduced ascorbate as one donor, and incorporation of one atom of oxygen; protein binding
Source: RefSeq, a predicted model, not a curated record
GUCAUCAAGAACCCACCUUGGCCAAUCAAGAGAGGAAUCAGCUGGCUAAUCACCGGGCAGGCACCGCCUUUUUCUUCCCGCUUCCUAGCUUGUUUGCUUUCGACCAGCCAAGGAGACCUGGUGGCAGGGUUGAUCUCAUAUUUAUUGUGCCUCAAAAUCCCUUCUCUGAAGUCUGCCUUCCCUGGAGAAGCAAGAUGGCAGAAUCGGAUUCUACUGACUUUGACCUGCUGUGGUAUCUAGAGAAUCUCAGUGACAAGGAAUUUCAGAGUUUUAAGAAGUAUCUGGCACGCAAGAUUCUUGAUUUCAAACUGCCACAGUUUCCACUGAUACAGAUGACAAAAGAAGAACUGGCUAACGUGUUGCCAAUCUCUUAUGAGGGACAGUAUAUAUGGAAUAUGCUCUUCAGCAUAUUUUCAAUGAUGCGUAAGGAAGAUCUUUGUAGGAAGAUCAUUGGCAGACGAAACCGCAAUCAGGAGGCAUGCAAAGCUGUCAUGAGGAGAAAAUUCAUGCUGCAAUGGGAAAGUCACACUUUUGGAAAAUUUCAUUAUAAAUUUUUUCGUGACGUUUCGUCAGAUGUGUUCUACAUACUUCAAUUAGCCUAUGAUUCUACCAGCUGUUAUUCAGCAAACAAUCUCAAUGUGUUCCUGAUGGGAGAGAGAGCAUCUGGAAAAACUAUGGUUAUAAAUCUGGCUGUGUUGAGGUGGAUCAAGGGUGAGAUGUGGCAGAACAUGAUCUCGUACGUCGUUCACCUCACUUCUCACGAAAUAAACCAGAUGACCAACAGCAGCUUGGCUGAGCUAAUCGCCAAGGACUGGCCUGACGGCCAGGCUCCCAUUGCAGACAUCCUGUCUGAUCCCAAGAAACUCCUUGUCAUCCUCGAGGACUUGGACAACAUAAGAUUCGAGUUAAAUGUCAAUGAAAGUGCUUUGUGUAGUAACAGCACCCAGAAAGUUCCCAUUCCAGUUCUCCUGGUCAGUUUGCUGAAGAGAAAAAUGGCUCCAGGCUGCUGGUUCCUCAUCUCCUCAAGGCCCACACGUGGGAAUAAUGUAAAAACGUUCUUGAAAGAGGUAGAUUGCUGCACGACCUUGCAGCUGUCGAAUGAGAAGAGGGAGAUAUAUUUUAACUCUUUCUUUAAAGACCGCCAGAGGGCGUCGGCAGCCCUCCAGCUUGUACAUGAGGAUGAAAUACUCGUGGGUCUGUGCCGAGUCGCCAUCUUAUGCUGGAUCACGUGUACUGUCCUGAAGCGGCAGAUGGACAAGGGGCGUGACUUCCAGCUCUGCUGCCAAACACCCACUGAUCUACAUGCCCACUUUCUUGCUGAUGCGUUGACAUCAGAGGCUGGACUUACUGCCAAUCAGUAUCACCUAGGUCUCCUAAAACGUCUGUGUUUGCUGGCUGCAGGAGGACUGUUUCUGAGCACCCUGAAUUUCAGUGGUGAAGACCUCAGAUGUGUUGGGUUUACUGAGGCUGAUGUCUCUGUGUUGCAGGCCGCGAAUAUUCUUUUGCCGAGCAGCACUCAUAAAGACCGUUACAAGUUCAUACACUUGAACGUACAGGAGUUUUGUACAGCCAUUGCAUUUCUGAUGGCGGUACCCAACUAUCUGAUCCCCUCAGGCAGCAGAGAGUAUAAAGAGAAGAGAGAACAAUACUCUGACUUUAAUCAAGUGUUUACUUUCAUUUUUGGUCUUCUAAAUGCAAACAGGAGAAGGAUUCUUGAGACAUCCUUUGGAUACCAGCUACCGAUGGUAGACAGCUUCAAGUGGUACUCGGUGGGAUACAUGAAACAUUUGGACCGUGACCCGGAAAAGUUGACGCACCAUAUGCCUUUGUUUUACUGUCUCUAUGAGAAUCGGGAAGAAGAAUUUGUGAAGAAGAUUGUGGACGCUCUCAUGGAGGUUACAGUUUACCUUCAAUCAGACAAGGAUAUGAUGGUCUCAUUAUACUGUCUGGAUUACUGCUGUCACCUGAGGACACUUAAGUUGAGUGUUCAGCGCAUCUUUCAAAACAAAGAGCCACUUAUAAGGCCAACUGCUAGUCAAAUGAAGAGCCUCGUCUACUGGAGAGAGAUCUGCUCUCUUUUUUAUACAAUGGAGAGCCUCCAGGAGCUGCAUAUCUUUGACAAUGACCUUAAUGGUAUUUCAGAAAGGAUUCUGUCUAAAGCCCUGGAGCAUUCUAGCUGUAAACUUCGCACACUCAAGUUGUCCUAUGUCUCGACUGCUUCUGGUUUUGAAGACUUACUCAAGGCUUUGGCUCGUAACCGGAGCCUGACAUACCUGAGUAUCAACUGUACGUCCAUUUCCCUAAAUAUGUUUUCACUUCUGCAUGACAUCCUGGACGAGCCCACAUGCCAGAUAAGUCAUCUGAGCUUGAUGAAAUGUGAUUUGCGAGCCAGCGAAUGCGAAGAAAUCGCCUCUCUCCUCAUCAGUGGCGGGAGUCUGAGAAAACUGACCUUAUCCAGCAAUCCGCUGAGGAGCGACGGGAUGAACAUACUGUGCGAUGCCUUGCUUCAUCCCAACUGCACUCUUAUAUCACUGGUGUUAGUCUUCUGCUGUCUCACUGAAAAUUGCUGCAGCGCCCUUGGAAGAGUGCUUCUGUUCAGCCCAACUCUAAGACAGCUAGACCUGUGUGUGAAUCGCUUAAAAAAUUACGGAGUGUUGCAUGUGACAUUUCCCUUGCUGUUUCCAACCUGUCAGUUAGAGGAGCUUCAUCUGUCUGGCUGUUUCUUUAGCAGCGAUAUCUGUCAAUAUAUUGCCAUAGUUAUUGCUACUAAUGAAAAACUGAGGAGCCUGGAGAUUGGGAGCAACAAAAUAGAAGAUGCAGGAAUGCAGCUGCUAUGUGGUGGUUUGAGACAUCCCAACUGCAUGUUGGUGAAUAUUGGGCUAGAAGAGUGCAUGUUAACCAGUGCCUGCUGUCGAUCUCUUGCCUCUGUUCUUACCACCAACAAAACACUAGAAAGACUCAACUUGCUUCAAAAUCACUUGGGCAAUGAAGGAGUUGCAAAACUUCUUGAGAGCUUGAUCAGCCCAGAUUGUGUACUUAAGGUAGUUGGGCUUCCAUUAACUGGCCUGAACACACAAACCCAGCAGUUGCUGAUGACUGUAAAGGAAAGAAAACCCAGUUUGAUCUUUCUGUCUGAAACCUGGUCUUUAAAGGAAGGCAGAGAAAUUGGUGUGACACCUGCUUCUCAGCCAGGUUCAAUAAUACCUAAUUCUAAUUUGGAUUACAUGUUUUUCAAAUUUCCCAGAAUGUCUGCAGCCAUGAGAACGUCAAAUACAGCAUCUAGGCAACCCCUUUGAUCAUGUUCUAUGUAAACAGUAUUUAUUAUAAAUUACUACCGUGACUGGGAUGCAAGAGAAUUAGGACUAUAAUUUUCCUAUUUGAUGUGUGUGUGUGUGUGUGUGUGUGUGUGUGUGUGUGUGUGUGUAUGUGUGUGACCUUGAUCCAGUCAACCACUUCAAAUUCCUACACUGUCUCAAGAGUAUUAAAAGGAUUAUAUGAAGUAAUAAAGGAUAAAAUGCAUUGGAAAAAGCUGUGAAGCAUGAUUGUUUCAUCAGUGGGCAUGGUGGAGUAACACUAAAGAAACUAUGAUCCUUUCAUGGCUUGUUUCUUGUUUUUGUUUUUCUGGGUUUUGUUUUUGUUUGUUUUUUUUGUUUUUGUUUUUGUUUUGGUCUAGGGAGAGUUGUUAGAAGGUAUCCCUAGGAAUCCUUCGAAAUGAAAUCCUCAUCUCACCUUCCCUCCUGACUUUGUAUUCCUGCUGCACCAUGUUCUUCCCGGAUCUACCUAACACCGUAACUGGCAUUCAUUUCCGUAUCUCCCCUGCUCUUAGCCAGCUCCGCUCACAAACUUGUGUGUGUUCCAUGGGAUGAAGGGUGACUUCUCUAAGCUGUGGAGAAAUAUCAGAUAUGUGUGGCCUCAGAAAAAGCGUCUCCUUUUCACCUUCUUUCAGAAGAGGGAGUUGAACUGGGCAUCCUCUGAUAAUGUUUCCAACCCUGACACUGUAUUUACAAUGCCCCAUUACUAAGCAUCUGGUUGCUGUACCUAAUAGGCCUCCAUAGGUGAGGGGAUACCUACUCAAGGUGGGUAGGUUUUAGUGUCUUUACGUGCUGAAAAAAAAAAUUUUUUUUUUUUUUUUUUGAGAUGGAGUCUCGCUGUGCUGCCCAGGCUGGAGUGCA